Molecule: messenger RNA, 3655 nt
Organism: Scophthalmus maximus (turbot)
Lineage: Eukaryota; Metazoa; Chordata; Actinopteri; Pleuronectiformes; Scophthalmidae
Gene: dusp2
Product: dual specificity phosphatase 2
Exons: 5
Coding region: 1756-2703 (315 amino acids)
Biological process (GO): endoderm formation; negative regulation of MAPK cascade; protein dephosphorylation
Cellular component (GO): nucleus; cytoplasm
Molecular function (GO): MAP kinase tyrosine/serine/threonine phosphatase activity; protein tyrosine/threonine phosphatase activity
Source: RefSeq, a predicted model, not a curated record
UCUGCGUGGAUGAUGACAGGAUGUAUGUGCAAUGUUGUUUCCUGUCAGGCUGCAGAGACGGGGGUUGAAUUAUGGAAAAAAAAACUUCUUUAAGAAACUCUCAUACACUCACGUCAGAACAGUCCAACUCAACAGACCUCAUCCCUUCAGUGUGGGUUUAUAUGUGUGUGUUCAAGCCCAGGAGUGCAGGAUGAGGCUACAGUAAAUGCAGGCUCAGCGGCUCUACUGACAGCCAUGAUGAACUGUGUACUAAAACGUAUGUGUGUGUGUGUGUGUAGAGAUUGCAGCCUCAGCAGGCAGAGAGGGCGCGACAAAGUGGGAUUGCUGCUGACAAAUCGGCGUACCGCGGUGAGGGAGGGGGAGAGAGGAAGUGGGAAGACGAAGAGAGUGGAGUCAGAGGUUUGAGUGGGAGACUUCUGUGGAAAAGGCGUGAGUGAUUUUUAAAAUGUGGGUUAUGAGAGAAAUGAAGACAGAGAUGUCAGAUUACACUUCAUAAUAUAAAGUGGUAUCACACACACGCUCUCUGUUUGUAACAAGGCAGCAGAGACUACAAUGAUUAAAGAUCUUAUUAAUUAUAAUUAUAGAUGUUUGACUCAAACAACUUGCACUAGGAAAUAAAUCAGGUGAAGGCACAGAAACCUCUCACUCUUGAGAAAUUUAAAUCUAAUCAAGUAAAGAAAUAAUUUAAUAUUCACUACAGAAAUAAAAAUGUCACAACUAAACAGUAAAAGCAAUAAUCAAAGUUGAGUUUGUUCAAAGAAAUAUUGUUUGUUCAGAGUUUAAGACUCUGAUCUGCUUGAUGAGAACUGUGUGGGUAUGAUCAGAUUUUGACUGACAGUGCAACGCUCCUCACCCACACUCACGACUGUCACCACACUUUGUUUUUAAAAGAUGACGUCUUCAGCAGCUCCAAAAUAAUGCAGCGUUUGGUUGGCAAAGAACAAUAACAGAGGGGUAUACCAGGCUUUUUUUCCUUUGAGUGUAAGUUCACGUUCAUGGAAAAGCUAUUGUCGAUUCAUUAGAAUCUGAAUCUGAAUCAGUUUUACUGCCAGGUAGGUAACAGUUUACAUACAAGGAAUUUUUGGUGUUAUUAAGGUGCAUGUAGCAGUCAACAUAUAUACACAGAAUUAGAAAAAGAAUAUAGAAUAAAACAAAAUAAAAUAUAAUAAGAUAAAAUGAAAUAAAAUUCACACUAUUUACAAUAAAUGAACAAUGAAUAUCGGGGUCACAGAUGGUUAAAUGUGAGUGUGGUGGAUCACGUUAACAUAAUGUGUAAUGGGGAAGGAAGGGAGGUGUCAGCGGGGGUCCCGGGCCUUGUUGAAGAGUCUGACUGGGACUGUUUUUAAAAAAGGUUAUGUUACUUUCCAUUUUGUCCAUGGACUACAUGUGAAAUGUGCACGUGUGAUAAAGGCUCGUCAACAUGACCUGCCACAGGUCUGAAUAAGCACAAAAUGAGCAGAAACAGUAGCUGUAUCAGUGCAUGUGAUGUAACCAGUGCACGCUGCAGCUGCUUUCUGUCAGCCAGGGGUGUUGUUCACUUAUUUUGCAGGGUAAUAGGCUGAAACAUGGUAGAAAAAAGACGGACACGGAUCAACUUCCCAGCAGAGCACAAAGAACGCAGUUCGAGACUCCUCUGUCAGUGCAACAUUUCACUCACUUCUUCUCGCGCCGAGGCGAGUGCAACAGGACAUGCGGAAAUGAAGGGGACACCGCAGGAGCAGUAAUGCUGCGGGCCUCAGAUCCACGUUCUCAGCCAUGGCUUCGAGCGCGGAGCCUCUGGAAAUCACCGGCAACGAGCUGGUCCACAUGCUCAGGACCCCCCGGGAGCCGCUCUCCGCCGGCGGGUGUGCGGUGCUCGACUGCAGGCCGUUCCUCGACUUCUCCCGCGCGCACAUCUGCGAGUCCCGCAACGUCAACUGGAACUCGAUGCUGCGUCGGCGCUCCAAGAGCUCCGUGGUGGCGCUGGAGUGGCUCGUGCCGGACAAGGCGCUCCUGGGUCGGCUGCGGCGCGGGGACUUCUCGCCGGUGGUGGUGGUGGAGGGGAGCAGCCGCCGCGUGGCCGAGCUGAGGCCGGAGAGCGUGGCCCAGAUGCUGCUCAGCGCCCUGCGGAACGAGGUCCACACGCAGAUCUGCUUUCUACAAGGUGGAUUUGAGGGAUUUUCCGAGGCCUCUCCAGAGCUCUGCUACAACUCUGCCAGCAGCCACUGCUCCUCAGUAGAACCAGAGCCAACAGUGGCGGGCCGGAGGACACCAGCAUACGACCAGGACGGUCCGGUGGAGCUGCUGCCCUUCCUGUUUUUGGGCAGUGCCUUCCACUCCUCCUGCAGGGAGACCCUCGCAGCAGCGGGCAUCACGGCCGUGCUCAACGUGUCCUCCACCUGCCCCAACUUCUACGAGGGGGACUUUGAGUACCUGCGGAUCACCGUGGAGGACAGUCUGGCUGCGGACAUCAGAGCCUGCUUCACCACAGCCAUCGCCUUCAUCGACUCGGUGAAGCAGAGCGGCGGUCGGGUGCUGGUGCACUGCCAGGCGGGUAUCUCCCGCUCCGCCACCAUCUGUCUGGCCUACCUCAUGCACACGCAGCGUGUCCGGCUGGACGAGGCCUUCGACUUCGUGAAGCAGCGGCGUCAUGUCAUCUCCCCCAACCUGGCCUUCAUGGGACAGCUGCUUCAGUUUGAGACAGAUGUCCUCUGCCAAGGAUGAAGACCAGGACGUGUUAAGAGGAAGGGAACUUACAUGACAAAUUCCCUUUUUUAGUUAAAUCUCCCGCCGCUUGUAGGCAUUGUGCUGGACUCAGGUCUGGAAACCAUAUGUACAAAUACACUGUUGUACUGUCAAAAACUAUAGUUCAAAACAGAAGUGAUGACUGUGCAUUCAGAGAAAAGCUACUUGUGUUGCUGGCAUCACGUGGCUGGUGGAUAUGGAUUCCUACUUGCACUAGAAAAUUACAAAUGUGAUCCUGUUGCAACAAACACGCAUUUGGCGAUAUAAACCCCAACUGUAGUAACUCACAACAUGAACAAUUGUGAUCCUGAGCCAGCAAGCUGGAGCAGCUGAGGUACUUCACCUGGUGUGUGUGUGUGUGUGUGUGUGUGUGUGUGUGUGUGUGUGUGUGUGUGUGUGUGUGUGUGUGUGUGUGUGUGUGUGUGUGUGUGUGUGUGUGUGUGUGUGUGUGUGUGUGUGUGUGUGUGUGUGUGUGUGUGUGUGUGUGUGUGUGUGUGUGUGUGUGUGUGUGUGUGUGUGUGUGUGUGUGUUGUAUUUGUGAGUCACUUUGUUUGACUUUCUUUUGUGCCCGAUCAUUUGCAAGGGCUUGUCUUAUUUUCAUACUGAAAGUCAUCCCUCAACCAUCCCGACCACUGUGACAUGACGUCUUUUUUUAUGAGACAACACUGUGUUAAACUACGAACAGCAAUACUGGAUAAAUCUCAAGUUUGAAUUUUCUAAGCUAUACAAAUGCACUAAGUGGAAUUAGUGUCUACUCAAAGGUGUAAUUAUUCUGUAUCCUGACAUAGAUUACACUUAGUACAAUCAAAUGGAAGAAGUUUAUUUUAUCAUUUUUAUUUAUUAUUGCUGUCUUUUACUGCACUUUAUACCAACAAAGUUUGGCUGAUUCCUGCUGUUUUUCCACUGAAAUAAAAACAUGGUGGAGAACACA